AGGGCAAAUGGCAUGCUAAUUGCUUCAGAUGUCAGACGUGCAAGAGACCAUUCCCAGAUAAGAAUUUUAUGUCUUUGAUAAGCAACCCUAUUGUAAGCGCCAUUACCAUCGGCUGAAUAACUCGAUGUGCAUGAGAUGCGAUGAGCCUAUUGAAGGAGCUUGUGCUCAGACCUUGGAGAGGCUGGCGAUUUCAUCCAAAGUGCUUCAAGUGCUCACAGUGCGGCAACAAGCUGAAGGAUAACUACUACAGUUACGACAAUCAAACAUAUUGCGAGAAAGACAUGCUCCACAUCCAACGUACCCGCAAUGUCCGUGCAGAGCGGGGCAGGACUAUCUAUGGUGAAAUCUAAACAAUAGUGAUAAUAUGUAAUAAAAAGUUAUUUGUAAAUAACAGUAUAAAUUAGAC
Lobosporangium transversale is the source of this 406-nucleotide messenger RNA. RefSeq lists its product as hypothetical. Bases 141 to 350 code for a protein of 69 amino acids. The record is from RefSeq and is a predicted model, not a curated record. Lineage: Eukaryota; Fungi; Mortierellomycota; Mortierellomycetes; Mortierellales; Mortierellaceae. The transcript is spliced from 2 exons.